GUUAUUCGGCAUUCACGCGUCGUUUGUACCAGAUACUAUGCAGUUUUAUUGGUGGUUUUCAUUCGAAAUCACGUUGUUUUCAUUGAAGAAUUAAUUUUCGACGGUCAAAGUUCGCGCCAGGUUGGAUCGUCUUAUGGGCUCCAAUUUGGUCCGCGUGACGGACAGGAAUUAUAUGCAAAAGCUGCAAGUCAGGAUUAAGGAUGACUACGUUUUGCGACAGGACAGACGAAUUAAGGAACGGGAGGCUCGUGAAAGGGAUCGUGAAAAGGCACUAUUACUGGCUGGACAUAUGCCAAUGAGUGAGUGUCCUCCAGAAUUGGCAAACCACCCGGUUUUUAUAAUUAACAGAGAAACAGAGAAAAUUAUUGCUGAAAGACGAGCAAAGAUGCAAACUCCUGCAUCGAAAGCAUUGAAAUAUCUCAAGGAGUUAGCUGCAACAAUUGGAACUUCUGAAGAAAUAAUGAGAGCUGCAGAAAAGAGCGAAUUGCAAGAAGCUACUGGUGGAUCGGAUCAGGACAGCAGCAUUGUGGGAGUUGAUGUUGAAGAGGAUGAUGAAUCCGAUCCAUAUAGACUGACCGAUGAAGAAUUUGACCGAUUAUGGUACGAAGAUCCAAGAGUUAAGAAAUUACGAACACUCGAGACUGUUGAAGAACUGUACGAAUUAGCUGACCAAAUCGUCGGAGAGAUUCCUCCUCAACAACAAGCAAAUAAAACAUGAGAAUUUAUCACAAUUGAUAACGAUGGAAAACAGAAUCAAUAAAAAUUGUAACUUCACCAAAAAAAUGCUCCA
Ctenocephalides felis (cat flea) is the source of this 790-nucleotide messenger RNA. RefSeq lists its product as uncharacterized. The record is from RefSeq and is a predicted model, not a curated record. The coding region runs from base 134 to 718 and encodes 194 amino acids. The transcript has 6 exons. NCBI's taxonomy places the organism in Eukaryota, Metazoa, Arthropoda, Insecta, Siphonaptera, Pulicidae.